AUGAAUGAUUCCACUAAUCCAGAAACUAUACGAAAACGAAACAAAAAAAAACAAGAGACAAAUGAACAGCGAUCAAAACGUCUUGCACGAGAACGAAAAUUAAAAAGGCAAAAAAGAGCAAGGGAAACAGAACAACAACAUGAGGAGCGUCUUCAAAGUAUUCGGGAAGGAAGAAAAAGGAAAAAGAUGACGGAAACUAACAGUGAUCGGGAAAAUCAGAAAAAUAGGGAAAACCAACGUAGAAAAGCUGCGCGUAAAAGAACCCGUAAAUUAAAAAACCGAAAUGUAUUAAAAGGAAGAAACAUCAACCAACAAACACGACAAGAUCAUGAAGGACGAGAAAUAGAGGAAGCUUACGUUGAUAACGAAGAUUAUGGCGCAGUAAAAAUCACGUGAUUCAAAAAUCAGAUGAUUAAUUAGUAGAUCAAUCAUUAUGUAAUCAAAUAAUUUUGUAAAUCUG
Molecule: messenger RNA, 460 nt
Organism: Rhizophagus irregularis DAOM 181602=DAOM 197198
Lineage: Eukaryota; Fungi; Glomeromycota; Glomeromycetes; Glomerales; Glomeraceae
Source: RefSeq, a predicted model, not a curated record